Cornus florida is the source of this 2619-nucleotide messenger RNA. RefSeq lists its product as uncharacterized. The coding region runs from base 1 to 2619 and encodes 872 amino acids. Lineage: Eukaryota; Viridiplantae; Streptophyta; Magnoliopsida; Cornales; Cornaceae. The transcript is spliced from 3 exons. The record is from RefSeq and is a predicted model, not a curated record.
AUGGAAGAUCAUGGUGGCAAAGGCAAGCUUUCCAAACCCAUGAUGGACUUCAAAAAGUGCCUUCACACUGCAAAUCUUGAGGAUCUCAACUUCUCAGGGGUGCUCCAUUCUUGGUCAAAUAGAAGUCCUGGGAUCACAAACAUUGCAAGGAAACUUAAUAGAGUCCUUAUUAAUGAUUCUUGGAACCACAUUUUCCCUUUAUCCUACUGCAGCUUCCUUACCCCAAGUAUCUCGGAUCAUACCCCAAUGAUCAUUAACCUUGGAAACCCAAAACCACAGAGAAAAGUCCCAUUCAGAUACUUCAAUAGCUGGAGUGAUCAUGAUGAUUUCUUACCCCUGGUGCAAUCCCAUUGGAAUACUCUUAUUACAGGCCAUAUUAUAUUCCAAGUGGUCUCCAAACUGAAGAACCUCAAGCAGCCUUUGAAAUCCAAGUUUGGAAAGCCUCUAAGCUCCCUUCAGGAUGAAAUUCAGAGGGUUAAAGCUUCCCUCUCCUCAUGCCAAAUGGCCCUCGACUCAGCACCUAACAACCUAGCAUUGAGGACACAAGAAAAACAUCUCCUCCACUCCCUUACAUCACUUAUGCUCAAUGAGGAGAAAAACUGUAAACAAAAAUCAAGAAUCCAAUGGCUCAAAUGUGGUGACUCAAAUACCUCCUACUUCUACAAAUCCAUUGCAUCCAGAAGCAACAGAAACAAAAUUGUAUCCAUUACUUCCUCAGAUGGUAUUCCACUUGACACAGAAGCAGCCAUUAAGAAUGAAAUUGUAUCCUUCUUUCAUCAAUGCCUUGGGAUGAACCCCCAUCCCCCCCAAGAAUUGGAGCAGCUGCAGACCUUCAUCCAGCCUGUUGUACCUAAUUCCUUCACUGAAUUAUUGUGUUUAAUCCCUACAUACACUGAAAUCAAGCUAUGCCUUUUCUCCCUCAACAGUGGCAAGGCUCCAGGACCUGAUGGUUAUAAUGCACAUUUCUUCAAAAAAGCUUGGCCAGUUAUUGGUGAGGAUGUUACAAGGGCAGUUAGAGAUUUCUUCACAACUGGGAAGCUACUCAGAGAGGUAAACUCCACCUAUAUUUCCCUUGUCCCAAAAGUGCCUAACCCCUUCAUUAUCAGUCAGUUCAGACCAAUCUCAUGUUGCUCUACUAUUUACAAAUGCAUUUCAAAGCUACUUGCUAAUAAGCUUAAACCAACCCUACCCUCAACUAUAGAUCAAGCUCAAUCAGCCUUUAUUCAGGGUAGGCAAAUAGAUGACAAUAUCUUGCUUGCUCAGGAGCUCCUUAAUGGAUACCACAGGCACAACAACUCUCCUAGAUGCUCACUGAAGAUUGGCCUCAAGAAGGCAUUUGACUCAGUGUCAUGGGAUUUCCUUCUCAAAUCCAUGAAAUUGAUGGGUUAUCCAGACAUUUUUGUCAAUUGGAUCCAAACCUGUAUCACCACUCUAUUAUUUACUAUUUCCAUUAAUGGUGAAUUUAAUGGAUUCUUUAACAGUGUUAAGGGGUUGAGACAAGGAGACCCCUUGUCACCCUUUUUGUUUGUUCUUGUGAUGCAGUUAGAGGCUAACAUACUGUCUCUCUUUGGGUUUGAGAAAGGGCUGCUUCCUGUAAGAUACCUUGGUGUUCCCUUGAUCACAACAAUGUUGAGAUCAAGUGACUGUAGAGCAAUUAUUGACAAAAUCAACCUCAGGAUUACUCAUUGGUCUAGCAAAAACCUCUCCUUUGCUGGAAGAUUGCAGCUUAUCAAAGCACUCUUGUUCUCAACUCAAGUUUAUUGGUGCUCCAAGUUCAACCUUCCAAUGGCCAUAAUUCAUGAAAUGGAUUGCUUGUUUCGAUCAUUCCUUUGGUCUAGGCCCUCCCUCAAGAAAUCAGGCUGCAAAGUUGCUUGGGAGCAUUGUUGUCUUCCUAAGAAGGCUGAAGGGCUUGGCAUCCCUAAUCUUGCACUGUGGAAUGAGGCCAACAAUACUCCCUUGCCAUGUCCAGAGAAGUGUGACAAAGUUAAAUGGAUUCCAUCACCAAAUGGAAAGUUCUCAAUUGGCCAUACACUUAACCAUUUUGACAAACACUUGCCAAGCAUCCCAUGGACUCACUUAGUCUGGUCUAAAAAUUUCGUCCCCAAGCUCUCUUUUACACUAUGGGUUGCUGUCCAAAUGAGACUGCCUACGCUGAAUAGAAGGUGCACAUCUCACAUCAAUGCCACUACUUGUACCUUAUGUAACUCAUUCGAGUUAGAAACCCAUGACCACUUAUUCUUCAAGUGUGAUUUCACAAGACCACUGUGGUCAUUCAUUCAAGCAAAAUGUGGCUUCUACAUCAAUUCAUCAUCUUGGCGGAAUCUUGUUCUCUGGGCAUCUCAUCACUGGAAAUCCAACUCUGGUGUCCAUUACAGCUCAAUUACAAAACUUGCCCUAGCGUCUCUUAUGUAUAACAUUUGGAUGGAGCGCAAUCGAAAGAUAGUUAAGAAGUCAUCCUUGUCCCAAAAUGCCCUGCUCCAGCAAGUCAUUGAUUUGAUCAGGCUGAAGCUUAUGUCCUCAAAAUUCGCAGAUUCUCCAACUUCCAGGCGUAUAAUUGAAGAUUGGGAACUCUCUGCUUUUGUUAUUCGACCACCGGCAAAGCCUCCAGACACUCGCUAA